Molecule: messenger RNA, 180 nt
Organism: Pygoscelis adeliae (Adelie penguin)
Lineage: Eukaryota; Metazoa; Chordata; Aves; Sphenisciformes; Spheniscidae
Gene: HSPB7
Product: heat shock 27kDa protein family, member 7 (cardiovascular)
Exons: 1
Cellular component (GO): nucleus; cytoplasm
Source: RefSeq, a predicted model, not a curated record
CAGCUGGCGGCGGACGGCACCGUCAUGAACACCUUCACCCACAAAUGCCAGCUGCCCGAAGACGUGGACCCCACGUCGGUGUCGUCCUCGCUGGGGGACGACGGCACCUUGACCGUCCGGGCUCAGCGACAGCCCGCCAAGCACGCCGACCACGUCCAGCAAACCUUCCGGACUGAGAUC